Messenger RNA from Penaeus monodon (black tiger shrimp), 2100 nucleotides. It is a transcript of the gene Mks1, whose product is annotated as Meckel syndrome type 1 protein-like. Gene Ontology annotation, cellular component: MKS complex. Gene Ontology annotation, biological process: cilium assembly. The transcript is spliced from 15 exons. Bases 228 to 1859 code for a protein of 543 amino acids. NCBI's taxonomy places the organism in Eukaryota, Metazoa, Arthropoda, Malacostraca, Decapoda, Penaeidae. The record is from RefSeq and is a predicted model, not a curated record.
GUAAUUUCCCAAACAAACAGACGUUUGUUCGAGGAAUCCACGCAAACGUUUGACAACAAACAGACAAGGUGAAACUACAUGUGUAUUUGUCAGACGUUUAUGGAUAGACCCUGGGCAACCCUCCAUUGGUGAUGCACAUGGAUGGUAUUUAGGGGGUUUUGCCCACUAUCAGGGGGCUUCUGGUACCCUUUCAUCUCAUAUGUUCUGGCAGGACAGAACCUGGGUGAAUGAAUAUGGAGCCAGCAAGAGAUCAUUGUGCUUACUACUAUACAAAAGAACAAAUAGAAAACCUCAGAAUAAGGACAGUGCUGCAGCAACUCACAGGUUCCCAGCUGGUUGACGCAUCACCAAGAGCUGUAGAAAAUACACCUGCUGUUGGAGAGGUGGACCUAAACCUUACGACUCUUUCUGUGCCCAUUGCAUCAACUAGUGAUGCCAGUGCUUCACACACACAACAGCAAGUUAUUAAGUGGCAGCAGAAACUAUUAAGUCCUUUUGAAAUAGUGGAAUAUGGCCGUCCUAUAUAUGCAGAGGAUUCGCAACACAAAUCAUACCAUGAACAGGCUGUUAAAUUAAAGAAACGCAAGCAAUGGAGGAGAAGAAUUUUCACUUACACACACCAAGAUAAUUAUCAAAGCCAGAUCCACAUUAGGGCAAGCACAACAAAACAGAUGGAACCAGAUACAUGUGUGAGACAAAGGAAAAGAACAGAAGGUGAAAGAUUAUUUGAUAGAAAUGCCACUCAAAGUGCAGCCCUGGUGGAUGGCAGGAAAGGAGGGGAGAAGAAGGACCCAGAAGUAACCAAGUCACAACAGCAGCAUUUUUACAUCAUGGCUGACUUGGCACCACCUGAGUUCUUAGGAGAAACCAGAGCCCAUGAAGUGAUCCUUUGCACACUGCGGUACAAUCCUCAUGGCCAGCUGACAGUUUCGCCCGACUUCACCAAACUAAACACAAAACCAUUUAGAUUAGAGAGUUUUGGCUCUGACAAUGCUCUUUAUGAAUACACUGUUGAGAAUGUGUCUCUUCCACAACCUCUGGAGGAGAAACAGAAAGAAAAUGAGCUGCUUCAGCAGAUAUCACGACAGCGUAUGGAAGAAAUGCAGCAAAUAGUAGGGCUGGACUGGAACACACAGCAGCUAGGUGAAGGUGAAAUACGACUGGUUGUGACAGGGGAGGUUUGUCGUGCGCAGCACUUCACAGAUGUUUCCUCUUUGUAUCUUCACUAUGUCCUACAUCUUCCUCCAGGAUGGAGACACAACUCUGGGACAGACUGUGAAGGUUUCACUCCUACAUGUGUGGUGGGACACCUGGAGGAUAUUCCAACAGUACAUUAUUCUACACCCUUCACUGUAGAUGUGACACGCACAAAAGGAGGUAAAGGUUGGCCACAGAUGUUACUGGCAGUAUUCUCAGUUGACUGGUGGGGCCGGGAGAGGGAUGAAGGAUAUGCAUCUUUUGUUCUUCCAACACCUGGCUAUGACUCAUGCAGCAACAAUGACAAGAUGGAAGGUGGACUUCACCAAGUGGGAACAUGGCGACCAGCCCAGUCUUCACCCAUUGCCACAAUGCGAAGGUUCUUUCUUGGGGGAUGUCAGCUCAUGGCCGAUUCUUCAUAUCUUUCUGUUGAUUAUUGCUCUGAGAAUGGGCGUAAGAGUAGGCUGGGAUUCAGGACUGUGACUAGUGGUACAGUGGAGCUUAGAACCAACACCCUUAUUGAAUCAAACUCUAAAAUAGCAGAAUCAUGGAAUUCAACUGUGCCUUGGAAUGCUCCCAUUUGGCAGUUAUCAACUCGAGCUGUUUUAGAUGCCUUUAAUAAAUCUCGACAAAAGCUUAGAGCAGCAAAACAAGGCGUUUAAUGAAUGUCGGUAUGUUUGAAUGAAAUGUUCCUAUAUGUAGUACCUAGUUCUAGUUCACUGUAAUGCAGUGUUAGAUUUAUUUAUUUAUCUGUAUAUUAGAUAUGUGUUUGCAAAAAAUCUCUCCAGGUUUUCUCAUACUGUAUGUGAAUGAACAUAGUUGAUCUAUAACCCAGAUUGAACAUAAAUUCUUGUGUUGAGGACUUUUUGGCAUCAGAGGAUUAAAGGAGAGACUGGAUUAAAA